UUUUUUUAUAUUUAAAAAAGUUAAAAAAAAACAGAGAGCAGAGAAAACUAUGAAGGAUCGGCGCGAUCUUCCGGCGAAGAGAGUUAACGAUCAAAGCUGAAAUCCGUUUAUUUGGAACUGGCUUCGAGCUGAGUUUAGACAAAAGUGGUGUUUUUCAGGAUCGCUGUAGGGAGCAGCUUGCGUAGAAGUGCGUGGAAGCGAAUGAGGGCUCCGGAGACUCCAUAGUGUCUCUGUUGCUCCCUCUGUCUCUUAACUUUUAACCCAUUGUACGAUGGACCAGGCUACUAGUGACCCAAGAUCAGGGCAGAACACAUCUCCGGGAAAAGAUCUCAAAAGGAAGAGAGCUGAGAGCCCCGGUAGCCUCUCGCCAGUCAGGAAACGAGUGCCCGCCGACAUGCCUCUAGCAUUCUCUGGAUUUUCACACGAAAACGAGGUCUCUCUCUUUUUUCCCCCUGACGAGCUCAGAUCAGACUGUCCGCAGAUGUUAGUGCACAGUUUCUCGGCUAUGGAUCGACACGAUGGAACCAGUAAUGGGACUCCACGUUUGCCCCAGUUAGGGACAGUCAGCCAGUCUCCAUAUCCGACCGCCCCGCCGCUGUCUCACACCCCUAACACGGAUUUCCAGCCACCUUACUUCCCUCCACCGUACCAACCCAUCUACCCGCAAUCGCAGGACCCUUAUUCCCAUGUGAACGACCCGUACUCGCUCAACUCUCUGCACCCGCAGCCGCAGCCGCAGCACCCGACCUGGCCGCAGAGACAGAACCAAGAAGCCGGCAUCCUGCACCAACACCGCGCUCUGCCGCAGCUGGCUGGCUUGGACCCACGGAGAGACUACCGGCGGCCUGAGGUCCUACUACACAGCACCCACGGACUCGAUUCCGGCCUUGGAGAUUCAUUACCCAUCCACAGCAUCGCACACGCCAUCGAGGAUGUACAGCAUGUUGAUGACCAAGGCAUUAACAUCCAGGACCACACCGUUAUUAAAAAAGGUCCCAUGUCCCUAUCCAAGUCACACAGUGGGGCUGUCACCUCGAUCUCAGUUAAUAAGGACGGGCUCUUUGGAGGGGUUGCGAACCCAAACGAGGUGUUCUGUUCAGUUCCGGGUCGCCUCUCCCUCCUCAGUUCAACAUCAAAGUACAAGGUGACGGUGGCGGAAGUGCAGAGACGCCUCUCUCCGCCUGAGUGUCUCAAUGCUUCGUUACUGGGCGGAGUGCUGAGGAGAGCGAAAUCUAAAAAUGGAGGACGAUCAUUAAGAGAAAAAUUAGACAAAAUUGGAUUAAAUUUACCAGCCGGUAGACGCAAAGCUGCCAAUGUAACGCUAUUAACAUCACUUGUUGAGGGUGAAGCCGUGCACCUUGCCCGGGAUUUUGGUUACGUUUGCGAAACGGAGUUCCCAGCCAAAGCAAUAGCCGAGUACGUCAACCGACAACACUCCGAUCCCAACGAGCAAGUGACGCGCAAAAACAUGUUACUGGCAACAAAACAAAUCUGCAAAGAGUUUACAGACUUGCUGACACAAGACCGAUCUCCUUUGGGGAACUCACGACCUGCCCCGAUCUUGGAGCCUGGUAUUCAGAGCUGCCUGACUCACUUCAGUCUAAUCACACACGGCUUCGGGAGUCCGGCUCUGUGCGCUGCUAUAACCGCCUUACAGAACUAUCUCACCGAAGCACUCAAAGCCAUGGACAAAAUGUACAUGAACAAUACUCCCAACAACCACACGGGUGAAAAUCCCAGUAAAAGCGGAGACAAGGACGAGAAACACAGAAAGUAGUUGGAUAGCAAACUACAAUUUCCUAAAGAAACAAAACAUUUAAAAGUUGUCAUAUAGGUGUGACUGUUUCCCUCUCAACCUGGAACUCGGAGCCUUAGCGAGCAGAAAAGGCGAUGAAGAACUUUGAACUGCUUUUUGAGAGAGAGAAAAAAGACGAGAAGUUUCUAAAACUUUUUACCGAGUUAAACCUUCAUCGGACUGCAUCUUGAUUGACAUACCCCGUUGUUUAAGUCUAUUAAGAUUGUAGUCACAAUCAUUUAAAGAAGGUAACGAAAGCACAUUUUAUCAGUAUUGUAAGUAAACUCGAGCAGUUCUUCUGUCAUUACCAUCGUUGUUGACAAAAUGAAAUCCUCUGAGGUAUUGGUCAAUUUAAACAUCUAUUGCAACUUGCAGUUCACGGUAUAAUAAGGGAAACAAUGUUCAUGUAUGUAUAUAUUUAUUUAUGCGUAAUUUAAUGGGAAUUGUAAAUAUGGUGCGUCUGUUUAAGCCUUUAUUUUAUUUAUCUGGUGAUAUCGUUUACCUCCUGUAAGUGGGUUUUAAUCUUCAUCACAUACAGUAGAUCUUUCCGUGAUUUUAUGGUACUGACUUAGAAAGAUAUUGGGGAAACCCUGGGAAACACAUUUUAGCCCUCUGUAGCAUGUUGUGGCGAUAAGCAGUUGAGCAAAAUCCAAGGUGGGGGGGGGGGGGCGGGGGGAGAAACGAGUUUUAUAUGAUAAGCAUCGAAUUUAGUUUAUAAUACCACAGAAAUACGAAUUUAAGAAUAAUACCUAAUUUUUUUUAAAAAAGCAUCUGUGAUGUUUUUUUUGUGUUUUAAAAUAUCCCAUGUGUUGUGACAAAGGAAUUAUCUGACACCAUGUCUUCUUUCCCUACUGAAAAAAACCAGAGCAAUAAACUGAUAUUGUCUAUAGAACGGUUUAGUAUUUUAUUGUUGAACUGACAGCAUUUGGGACGAGCUGAUAUCUUGUAUGACCGGUGGCUAAAUUGGAAACAGUUUUUAGCUGUAUUAUAUAGAGUUGUGUUGGCAAUAGUUUACAUGCCUGUCGAUGUAUCAUAGUCCUUUGUUACCCAGAUAAAUAAAUAUUUGAUACGCUUUAUGUCGAUUUUUUUUUAUUCAGUGGCUCUGUUUUGCCCAGGCGUAUUUUUACUUGGCAGUAUUUUCCUGCAGCCUUUCUGUAUGGCUUGCAGUAAUUGGGUUUAACUCUCCCUUGGCAAUUGCUCCCCCGCAAU
Messenger RNA from Pristis pectinata (smalltooth sawfish), 3004 nucleotides. RefSeq names its product transcription factor AP-2 alpha (gene tfap2a). The transcript has 8 exons. The record is from RefSeq and is a predicted model, not a curated record. Gene Ontology annotation, cellular component: nucleus. NCBI's taxonomy places the organism in Eukaryota, Metazoa, Chordata, Chondrichthyes, Rhinopristiformes, Pristidae. Bases 272 to 1777 code for a protein of 501 amino acids. Gene Ontology annotation, biological process: anatomical structure development; regulation of transcription by RNA polymerase II; regulation of cell population proliferation. Gene Ontology annotation, molecular function: RNA polymerase II transcription regulatory region sequence-specific DNA binding; DNA-binding transcription factor activity, RNA polymerase II-specific.